Messenger RNA from Bombina bombina (fire-bellied toad), 2529 nucleotides. It is a transcript of the gene DCAF12, whose product is annotated as DDB1 and CUL4 associated factor 12. Gene Ontology annotation, molecular function: protein binding. Bases 131 to 1471 code for a protein of 446 amino acids. NCBI's taxonomy places the organism in Eukaryota, Metazoa, Chordata, Amphibia, Anura, Bombinatoridae. The transcript is spliced from 9 exons. The record is from RefSeq and is a predicted model, not a curated record. Gene Ontology annotation, cellular component: Cul4-RING E3 ubiquitin ligase complex.
GACAGCGCAUGCGCAGUGGUGUUCCCUCUAGCUUAGCCUUCACGCUUAUCGCACCGCUUCUUCCGUUAUAUGAAAUAUCCAGUGAUCCGGGCGAUCUCCAUGCCGGCUCGUGGGCUCUGCGGGCGAGAGCAUGACCCGGAGAGCAGUUAGCAGGAAGAGGAGAGCGGCGUCGGGGACAGGCCCCGGGGAACAGUCUGAAUGGGAUCAUGCUGCUUACAAAAGAAGAAGGCUUCUCCCUGAGAAGAAAUCCGUGUUGUAUUAUAUAAAAGGUAGAGAGGUGAAGACAGAAAAUGACUGCAGCUACCGCCGCCUGUUGCGUGGAUAUGCCGCUCAGAGCCUGCCCAGCAUCCUUAAGGAGAGGGAAUUUCAACUUGGGACUCUGAACAAAGUCUUUGCUUCUCAAUGGCUUAACCAUCGCCAAGUAGUGUGUGGAACCAAAUGCAACACUUUGUUUGUGGUAGAUGUACAGACUGGCCAGUUGACAAAAAUACCAAUCUUAAAAGACCGUGAGCCUGCCAGCGUAAUCCCCCAGAGCUGUGGGAUUCACGCCAUUGAAUUAAACCCCUCAAAGACUUUGCUUGCUACUGGAGGUGACAACCCUAACAGCCUUGCCGUUUAUCAGCUGCCGACCCUGGAUCCGGUGUGUGUGGGUGAUGAUGGGCACAAUGACUGGAUAUUCUCCAUUGCCUGGAUUAAUGACAACAUGGCAGUUUCAGGUUCUCGUGAUGGAUCCAUGGGACUUUGGGAGAUAACUGAGGAAGUGCUGAAUAAAAGUGAUUUUAACCAUGGUCUUUCUCGAGUCCCAGUUUAUGCGCACAUUUCUCACCGGGCACUGAAGGAUAUCCCUAAAGACAACAGUAAUUCCAUUAACAGCAAAGUCCGAGCGCUGGCAUUCAAUCAUAAGAACAAGGAACUGGGUGCUGUCUCCUUGGAUGGUUAUUUUCACCUUUGGAAAGCAGAACACACCUUAGCAAAGCUGCUUUCUACUAAACUGCCAUACUCCAGAGAGAAUGUAUGUCUGGCCUAUGGUCUGGAGUGGUCUGUGUUUGCAGUGGGGUCACAGGCCCAUGUGUCUUUCCUGGACCCAAGACAACCUCCGCAGAAUGUGAAAUCUGUGUAUUGCAGAGAACAAGGCAGUGGUAUUCGAUCAGUCAGCUUUUAUGAACAUAUAAUCACUGUGGGGACCGGACAGGGCUCACUUUUGUUUUAUGACAUCAGGGCUCAGAGGUUUCUGGAUGAUACAACAGGCCGCUGCCAGAAUUCGAAGUCCAGAGGGGACAUGUUAAAGCUCUCCUCUGGGAAAGGUUGGCUGAAACAUGACGAAACCUGGAGGAACUACUUCUCUGAUAUUGAUUUCUGCCCAAAUGCCGUUUACACCCAUUGUUAUGAUUCCUCUGGAACAAAACUCUUUGUAGCAGGUGGUCCGCUGCCUUCAGGACUACAUGGAAAUUACGCCGGCCUCUGGAGAUAAAUUCUAGACGAGCAUUGUGAGAAUCGUAAAAUACUUUCUGCUAAUGAACGGGUUCAAUCCCCUUGUACAGCCAUUGGAAAAACGGAUCGGCUCCUUUUUUCCCUCGGAUGUAUAAUAUUUUUUUCAUUUUAUUCACUUAAAGGCACUAUAUCAGUGUUUUGUUUUUUUUGUUGUUUUUUUUUGCCAGCUGUUUCUUAAAAAUAAUUAACAAGCUUUUACACAACUGCUUUUUUAAAGUUUAUUUUAUCCCUCGAAACCUUUUUUUUUUUUUUUUUUUUUUUUUUUUUUUUAACCAUUCUCCAUUUAAAACAGCAGAAGAUGAAUUUAUUUUUUCUUAAACAUCUAAAUAUCUCCGUUGCCUUGAAAGAUGCAAUUACAUUUUUUUUUUUUAUUGCUAAAUCAACCUGCUUCACUGAGAGAGAAAUAUAUAUCAACGCUCACACACAAUGAUUCCAGAUCUGUUUUAAAACUCUACCUGGUUUGAAUGCAUCAUCUGAUGUGCACAGAAAUCCUUUCAAACAUUUUUUUUAGAAAUUUGUAUGUACACGUGCAGGUAACGGCCACUUUGGAAGUACUUUUUUUUUUUUGGUCGUCGUAAAUAAAUCAUUGUUGAGCAUUCCAAGUGCAAGCAAAGAUGUGAUGCAUAAAUGCUCUUUUAGAAAAUCAGGAUACUUUGAGUGGGAUUGCAGCUUUACACUAAAGCAAUCAAACAACUCUUGUUAGCAACAUGAGAUACAUUUAGUAUUUAAGGGACAUUUCCAGAUUUUCUGUGAAAGUCUGGGGACGUAUUACUGUAUGUAUGUAUAUGUGUGCGUGUGUGUGUGUGUGUGUGUGUGAAGGGUACUUUUUUGUGUCCCGUAAAUAACCUGUUUAAAUUACUUGGAGUGAAGACUUUCAUUAACAUUAUUGAUAUAAAAAGCUCAUUAUUCAUUAGGUCCAGCUUGCUUGGCCUUGUUUUAUCACUCUUUUUUUAAAUGUAAAGGAUUCUAAUGACAUUGUACAUUUAAGAAAGGAAAAAAAAUCAAUAAAUCUAAAGACUGGAAACUAUCAGAAUAUAA